Sardina pilchardus (European sardine) is the source of this 2945-nucleotide messenger RNA. RefSeq lists its product as uncharacterized. NCBI's taxonomy places the organism in Eukaryota, Metazoa, Chordata, Actinopteri, Clupeiformes, Clupeidae. The transcript has 2 exons. Bases 1 to 2883 code for a protein of 960 amino acids. The record is from RefSeq and is a predicted model, not a curated record. Gene Ontology annotation, molecular function: nucleic acid binding.
AUGAAGUCCCUCCUCCUGGCCUUCCAAUCUGGGACUGGAGCGGGGCAAUCAGGUUCUGUUGCUACUCCCACAGCCUCCUUGGAUUCGGAGGAGGAUGUGCUUUCUAUGGCAGCGUCGGCUGCCCAGUUUCAUGACUAUGCACCAGACGUGCUCCAGUUGGAUGGAUCCUCCCAUCCCUCUGCGGUCGGCUCCCGAUCGUCGGCCCAUGGAUCUGGUGGUACUGCUGGUAGUAUUGAGGACUGCUCAAUGGGGGCCACCAUUCGCAUGGCCCUAGCCCGUCUGCAGUUGGACGUGCCACAGGCUCAGCCGGCUCCGGCCAGUGCUUUCUUCAGGCGUGCCCCAGCCCCCGUUCACUUUACUGUACCUCCAUCAGAGGAAUAUCUGAGGGAGUUACAGGCAUGCUGGAGGGAUUCUAGAGCCCUCUCUCAUGCUACAUCUGAUGGCCGAACCCUGGCAGCUAUGCAGGAUGCGUCCAAGUUUGGCUUGGACCGCAUGCCCGUGGUUGAGCCGACUAUUGCAGCUUUGAUCGUCUCACCCGAUGAGGCUCUGAGACAGGAUGCAAGGUGUCCUCGUCCCCAGUGUCGGGUUACUGAUGACUUGCUGUCGAAGGCCUAUGAUGCAGCGGCGCGCAUGGCACGCAUGGUGUUCCGGUGGAACCGGGGGAGCUGUUUGGUUCCGCAGCUCUGGAAGCUCUUGAGCGAACGGUCCAAGCUGGAAGGACUCGCCAGCAGCUGUCUGGGCUUCAAAGAAGUGUGCCUCCUCCUAGCAGGCCUAGAGGUCCUCCAGCUGCCCCACAGCGCAGCUCUCGUCCACAGGCUUACCCCAGGGGCUACCCUAGGUCUCAGCGCCCACGUCCACAGCCUGCUCAACAGCAGGCACAGGCUUUUCGGGCACCUGAGCAACAGCCCUCUGGGCGACCCCAUGCUGCCCGUCGUACCCCUGGAGCCUUUAGAGGCCGGGGGGCCCGCCGCUGAGGCCCCGGGGCCGGACGUCGGCUGUUUUUCCCAGCAGCAGCUCAGCUACUGGGCUGCUUCCACCAGGGACCCGUGGGUGCUUUCCACCUUGACCAACGGGUACAAACUUCAGUUCCGACGCCGGCCCCCAACCCAUGGCCGGGUCAAGAUGACCAUCAUACGCGACCCGGCAAAAGCUCAAGCCCUUACCCAGGAGUUGUCCGCCCUCCUGGACAAGGGUGCCAUCGAGCCAGUAGAUCCCCUUUUGCAACCCGGGGGGUUCUACUCGACUUACUUUCUUGUACCAAAGAAAGAUGGCGGACUCCGCCCUAUCCUCGACCUGAGGGGCCUCAACCGGUUCCUGAAGGUCUUCAGGUUCCAUAUGCUAACCACUGCAGAGGUUCUUCGUACCGUUGCCAGAGGGGAAUGGUUUACAUCGGUGGACCUGAAGGACGCCUACUUUCACGUCCCCAUAGCGCCACACCAUCGGCAGUUUCUGCGGUUCGCUUUUCAAGGGCGUCAUUUCCAGUUCCGGGUGCUCCCAUUUGGUCUCUCCCUUUCCCCACGGGUGUUCACCAGGUGUGUAACGGCAGCCCUCUCGCACCUGCAGUCGCGGGGCAUGAAGAUCUUGCCGUAUCUGGACGACUGGCUCAUCUGUGCGCCGUCCCAGUCUCAGCUGGCCCUGGACACAACGUGUCUUCUCUCCCAUGUGGCCCGCUUGGGCCUCAGGGUGAAUUUCACAAAGAGUUGCCUGGAACCAUCGCAGAGCACAGUUUUUCUUGGGGUGACUCUCAAUGCGGUCACCAUGAAGGCUUGCCCGUCGCCACGACGGGUGGACGACAUCCUUUGUCGCCUCCUCCUGUUUCAGGAGGGCAGGCAGUUCCAUUAUGUGGAGUUCUUGCGCAUCCUGGGAAAACUGACGGCUGCUGCUGCAGUGGUUCCUUUAGGACUGCUGUCGCUGCGUCCCCUCCAGAGGUGGUUGCUCAGCUUUCGUCUGGAUCCUCAGAGGCACCGGCACAGGAGACUCAAGGUGUCCCACCGUUGCCUUCUUGCUCUGGCCCCGUGGAGGCAGCGUUCAUUUCUCCUCCAAGGCAUGCCCAUGGGUUCCAUUGCAUCCCGUCGGGAGACGGUCACAACAGAUGCCUCCCUCUCAGGGUGGGGUGCUGUGUGGCAGAACCGGACAGCUCAGGGGCUGUGGUCUGCACAGGAACGCUCACAGCAUAUCAAUGUUCUGGAGCUGCGGGCUGUGCACAGGGCAUUGCAAGCGUUUCUUCCUCUCCUGGGAGGCCGACAUGUGCUUGUGCGGUCCGACAAUGUCUCGACCGUCUCUCACAUAAACCACCAAGGUGGCACCAGGUCUGCCCAGCUACUACAAGCAUCCUGGGACCUCCUGCUGUGGGCGGCUCCACGCCUGGCCAGCUUGAGGGCGAUGUAUUUGCCUGGGGACCGGAAUCAGGCGGCAGACUUACUCUCCCGUUGCAAGCCUCCGCCGGGGGAGUGGCGGCUUCAUCCAGAGGUAGUUCUCAAUAUCUGGGGCAUGUUCGGCAGGGCAAGGGUGGACCUUUUUGCCUCGGAAGAGUCGACCCAUUGCCCCCUCUGGUUCUCCUGGACAGAGGAGAGCAGUCUUCUGGGCCAGGAUGCUCUCGCCCACGAUUGGCCGGAAGUUCUCCUCUACGCGUUUCCGCCGAUCCCUCUGAUUUUACCGACGCUACAGAGGGUCCUCCAGCAGGGUCACAGGCUGCUGUUGGUAGCCCCCUUUUGGCCAGGGAGAACGUGGUUUCCACUGCUGCACAAGCUCUGCAGCGGUUCACCAUGGCGCCUCCCCGACAGGAGAGAUCUCCUGUCUCAGUUACAGGGUCAGAUCUGGCAUCCCGACCCUCUCUGCCUGCAGCUGUGGGUCUGGCCACUGCAGGGCCCGACCCGCUGCUGACUGAGUGUUCGAAUGGUGUAUGCAAUACCAUACUGAAUGCGAGGGCGCCUUCUACCCGGGCA